Messenger RNA from Spodoptera frugiperda (fall armyworm), 677 nucleotides. Its product is annotated as INO80 complex subunit C. The coding region runs from base 154 to 501 and encodes 115 amino acids. Gene Ontology annotation, cellular component: Ino80 complex. The transcript has 2 exons. Gene Ontology annotation, biological process: chromatin remodeling. Lineage: Eukaryota; Metazoa; Arthropoda; Insecta; Lepidoptera; Noctuidae. The record is from RefSeq and is a predicted model, not a curated record.
UAUCUGUCUAAGUCAAAGUCCUUCCUCCGGAUUGCAGCUUCGUUUGAUUAUUUUUAUCCGUAAAAAUAUCGCAUUUCGUACUUUUUCUGUGUGAAAUAACGUAAUUUACGCAUUUACAUAAAAUUUUUGAAGAGAGGAGUACCACGAACCAUCAUGACUGGCGAUUCAGAAAAAACUUAUCGUUUCAAAACUGAAAAUAAAUUCCUCGUCAAAAGCGGUUGUAAAAAACGUAUGUGGCGAUCGCUGAAACAAAUCUUAACAGCUGAGAGGACGCUCCCAUGGCACAACGAUGCUGUUUUAUAUUACUCCAUCAACGCUCCACCCACAUUUAAACCAACCAAGAAAUAUUCAGAUAUAUCCGGGCUUCCUGCUCCAUACAUGGAUCGUCACUCCAAGCUGUUUUACAGUAAUGCGGAAGAAUUUGCAACAGUCAGGAGUUUACCAAUGGAUAUUACAGCGGGAUACCUACAACUGAGAGGAGCUAACACUAUUGUAGGAUGAACAUUCUGAAACAUUGUUCAGAGUAUACAUUUUAUAACCAUCAGGUUCUAAACAAGUGCAGGUGCUAUGUCCUAAAAAGUGAUAUGGGUUGUAAAGUACAACAUCUGUCUAGAUCACAUUGUUAACUUUGUAGUCUUUUCUUGACCAGGAUCUAACAAUAAAGAAUUUAUUUUAUA